This is a messenger RNA of Exophiala dermatitidis NIH/UT8656, 4634 nucleotides long. RefSeq names its product retrograde regulation protein 2. The transcript has 3 exons. Gene Ontology annotation, cellular component: membrane. The record is from RefSeq and is a predicted model, not a curated record. Bases 2763 to 4262 code for a protein of 499 amino acids. Gene Ontology annotation, biological process: transmembrane transport. NCBI's taxonomy places the organism in Eukaryota, Fungi, Ascomycota, Eurotiomycetes, Chaetothyriales, Herpotrichiellaceae. Gene Ontology annotation, molecular function: transmembrane transporter activity.
GCCGAGAAAGAAUUUUAUCGACUAAGCUAAAGGAUACACCGGAGCGCGUCCUCUUUUCAGCUUGCUCCGCGUAGUCUAGAUCUUUUGACCAAAAAACACUUCUUCUUACCGUUAGUCUGCGAUGUGCGUCUCAAGGUUAACGAAGCGAUAAUCUUCGGCUGCAGACGGUGAGUUCGGUAAAGCUACAUACGAGGCAAGGUGGGCUUCUGAGGCCACACUCAUUGAGUGGUUGGUCCUGGCAAAAUAAUCAGGAAGGAGCUUGUGGCUGCUUGUGAUGGUUCGCUCAAUCCAACAGGACUCCAUCGACCUGUUUCUCAUCAGGGCCCAAAAGCCCCAGGGCCUCCCGCCUGGUAGGUGCACUAGGGUCAAAGAAGGGCACUUCGGCCAGGGACGUGACUCUGGUGCCGUGCCGAGGGUGUUUGCCGCCAUAAUCCCAACUAGCGUUGUGGAUUGUGAUUCUGUAACAGGUUAUCAUGGUCAGCACGGGUGUGCGCGAGACAAGCGAACGGUUUCUUUCUCUCUGCUGUGGACGUUGAGGAGAAGAAAAAAGCGGAGUAGAAGAGUCUCUCACCUGUUAUCCCAAAGCGCACUCGUUCCCGGGGUCCACUUGAACCGGACCUGAAUGUCGACAUUCUUCUCAUACACAUCGAACAAGUAUCCCAGAAUCAGAUCACUUUCCUCUUUAUCGAGCCCGACGAUCCUGACGGUCAUGGCACGGUUGACCCAGAGGGCCUUCCAGCCCGUGGCCGGGUGGACACGGACCAACGGGUGCGUCCGUUCGACAUACUGCGGUCCAGCGGUCGGGUUGUCGCGGUCGAGGUAAGCAUGGGCAGACCGGUAAACGGCCUGCUUGCCAUCGAUGAGCUUGCGGAAAUCAGGAGACAGCUUUUCAUAUGCCCCAUAGCCGCUGGCCCAGAGGGUGUCGCCGCCCACGGGCGGCACGGUGUCGUUGUGCAGGUGAGUCACGCCAGCGGGCUGCCGUUCAUGGACGAGAUCCGUAUGCCAGCGGGACGCGCCGCCAGGUCGACGGAAGCUUGCGGAGAUCUCGGUCGCUUGCAGAUCGGGCCAAAUCACAGUCACGCCCGGAACGCCAGGAACUUGAGGGACUUGAGGCUGUUAUUUUUGCAUUUUAAUUAGUAUUCAAACAGGGCAAAUGCAUCGCAGUCAACUAUACGACAGGCCAUCGUUUUGGAGGACGCAGCAAAUGGCUUGUGCAUGGUCGGUUGGGACCUGACUUACAUGCACUUCAACCUCGCCAUAGUAUUCACCCAGCGCCUUUUGCUGUUGAGGCGAGAGGUCCUGGUCCCGGAAAAAGACAACGCUCCGCUCGGCUAUCAGCAACGCUAGCUCGUCUUUUUGCUGGUCAGUGAGAUCUUUGAGCUGCAGCCCUUCGAUCUCUGUGCCGAUAUGUGUUGUCAGGUCGGUCACUUUCGUCGCAGCCGACAACAAGGCUUUUUUCGACUUGUCGGCCCUCGAGCCCGGGUCGACGUGUUUCCUCUCGCUGUUGCGGAUGUUGUACACAUCCUGGAGAUACAGGGGUUUGUUGGGGCGAUACGGAUAUCCCUCUGAAAGGUCGAUCCCAGCCUCUGUUAGUCUCUUCAAUGCCGGCUCAGGCAAGCCCAGCGUGUCCUUCUUCGGGACCACGAAAUCCUUGAUGCUCGGAUCGAUUGGUGCUGGUGCCAUCUUGUUUAUUUUUGAUGUUCAAAGAAACACUUGUCGCGUCCGAGAAGCCAAAGAACUGAGAGUACACACAUGCAGAGAGAGACACACACACAAGACACAUCCUGGCACUUCGGCCCUUGCCUUGAUGUUUUAUCAAAGAUCGCGACCCCAUCAUCCCACUCCAUUCGCUCGGCUUCAAUGGCGAUAUUCAUGCACUUUAUGGCGUGCAAACACCCACAAUUGGAUCUCGGUUGGCUGUAUGCCGCGCCAGCACCACAGUCUGAGUGGGAUUCAUGCAUGUAGGUGCAGAUCCUAUGGUGGCAUCUGGGGUCGAACGACCUGUUAGUGCUGUCAAGUCGGUAGGCCUGGACACACCCACAACACUAAUGAUCUGUGGCCUGCCACCCCUCUUCAUCAAAGAACAAGCUUACUGGGCCAAUAAUCAUGCUUCCAUAGCUAUCAUUUCCCAUGACCAUGCACGUUCUAGUUGUUCAUUCCAGAAUAUCCAUGACCGAAACAGCCACGCCGGCGCAUCACGUGAGCAAAUGGCGUGCUUCAACCCCUUUAUUUGCUGCUCUGCUAAAUGGCCAUGGACCAGACAAGGCUCAGCUGCAGUGUAACACAAGGAACACAGACCAUUGCAAGGUUCGUUGCUUUUCGGGUAUCAUGCUCUCGUGGUUGGCCAUAGGGGACAUGUCGCCAACGACCCCUGCACAUCGAUCAAGAUAAGCGUCGUCCAACUUUGAAGUGGACCCCUUGCACCCGACUCGCUCUGGUGCUUGGCUUUGCUUGAUAACCUGCCAGGUUGGAGAAAUAGCAUGCUGUUACAACAGCACGCAAUCCUCAGCUUAGGGGACGCCAUUCAACUUGAUACCGAAUACCACUGCCGUGUGGCGGAAUCAAAGCCGCCAGCGGCCAGAACCGGCCCGUGGCAUGAGUAUCCCUGAUGAUCGCCGCAUGCCUCGACAGCGGUGUUCUGUCCGGGCUUUUGAAGGCGGGGUGGUAGCCUCUUAAGACAAACAAACAAUCCGGCACUGCCAACACUGCUCUGAUACAGACAAUCUGUUGGAAGGUCGGGGAGAAACAAACCUCGAAUAGCUAUGGCUGCCUACGACAAAACAGUGGAGGCAGGCGUGCAAGGUGUCGCAGCAGGUAGUCCGCGAGAGAGUACCAACAGCUUGCACCACAAUGACGCCGGUCCAAUCAAAGCAAAGCCUCAACGGACAUGGCAGUCGUACAUCUGGGACAGCCUCGACAAGUCGCCAGAGGAACGCAGGUUUCUAUUCAAGCUCGAUGCUGCCGUCCUGACAUUUGCCAGUCUGGGGUACUUUAUCAAGUACCUAGAUCAGAUCAAUAUCAACAAUGCGUUUGUUUCUGGGAUGAAGGAGGAUCUGGGCUUGUACAAGAACCAACUCAACUACAUGCAGACAUGUUGGACAGUCGGCUAUGUUAUUGGAGAGAUACCAUCAAACAUGAUUCUCACAAGAGUUCGACCGAGCAUAUGGAUACCCGCCAUGGAACUUACCUGGACGGUCCUUACAUUCUGUCUGUGUAAGUGCAACAGCGCGGGUUCGAUAUAUGCGCUUCGCUUCCUGGUCGGUCUGGCCGAAUCAACAUUCUAUCCCGGAAUGGUCUAUGUCAUUGGAUCCUGGUACCGUCGCGAUGAGCUCGCCAAGCGCUCAUGCAUUUUCCACACGAGCUCAGCAAUUGGCAGCAUGUUCUCCGGAUAUCUCAUGGCUGGUGUGUACAAGUUGGGUGGCAAGGGCGGGCUCAAGGGAUGGCAAUGGCUGUUCGUGGUUGACGGAAUCAUCUCACUCCCGGUUGCCAUUUCCGGUUUCUUUCUUUUGCCUGACGUCCCUGAAAUCACCCGGGCAUGGUACUUCACUCCGGCGGAGCGUGAGUAUGCGAAGAAACGUAUGGAUCUCGAAGGUCGGGCGAAGCGGGCUCCAUAUACAAAGGCGAAGUUCAAGAAGAUCUUCACAUCUUGGAAGAUUUAUGCCUUGACAAUGUUAUACAUUACCUUCAACAAUGCCGCUUCCGGAGUGGGUCAGCCCACAUUUGCACAAUACCUGAAAGCGUCGAAACAUCCAAAAUACACGGUAUCGGAGAUCAACACAUAUCCCACCACGACAUACGCAGUGCAGAUAGUCAGCACGCUGGUUUAUGCCUGGACCUCUGACAGCAUCUUCCGGGGCGCACGCUGGCCUCCAAUCGUCUUUGGAGGUUUGGUCUGUAUCGUGUGUUAUUCAAGUCUCGCGGCCUGGGACAUUCCCACAGGCUGGCACUGGGCAUGCUAUAUGAUAGCAGGCUGCGGGGGCGGGUUGAGUGGGUUGUGCAUGUCGUGGGCGCACGAAAUCUGCUCCGACGACAACGAAGAGCGAGCCAUUGUUACAGGCACGAUGAACGAAAUGGCCUAUGUAUUCCAGGCCUGGCUACCGCUGGUCGUGUGGCAACAGGUCGAUGCGCCAAAGUAUACCAAAGGCUUCAUCACCUCAACCUGCCUCAACGCCGCCAUGAUCAUCACCGCUUUCGUUAUCAGAUAUUUGUGGAAGAAGGAGCAGGCCAAGAAGAGAAAGGAGGUUGAAUUCUUUGAGAGUUGACCAUUGUUGUCACUUGGCGCUUCUGGAAGCGCGUGAUAGCUCGGAGCAAAUGUUGGCAUAUGAGAUACUUUGCGUGGAGCAGAUCUCAUCAGCCAUAAGUAGGUCUGCUCAGAGAAUGUGGCCCGACAUUACUGUCCAGACCUACUGGUUUCUUCUUUAUUCUGUGGCAGACGAGGCUGACGCCUCCUCAAAAUUUGCAGGCUCAAUGACCCAAUCCUCUCGAAUAGACAAAGUAGUAUUCUUAACGCAAGCAGCGCGCGUCACUUUGAACCGUUAUGGCUUUCCGGAUCGGGUUAAUUGUUCACUGGCGAGGCCGGAGUGAUCGUUUCUGAGUUUGUUUACACAAUGACCGUGGCUUAUGCUGUUCCCCGA